Pteronotus mesoamericanus is the source of this 772-nucleotide messenger RNA. RefSeq names its product golgi associated RAB2 interactor 5A (gene GARIN5A). The transcript has 5 exons. Gene Ontology annotation, cellular component: nucleus. Lineage: Eukaryota; Metazoa; Chordata; Mammalia; Chiroptera; Mormoopidae. The record is from RefSeq and is a predicted model, not a curated record. Bases 1 to 648 code for a protein of 215 amino acids.
AUGAAGCCGGGGCACGAGCCUAGGCCGGCCCUCAGUGAAGCAGGUGUCGGGGAACCAGGUGGGAAAGCGGAGCCAUCCCCCGAACUUAACCCCCUAGAACGCGUCCCGGUUCCAGCCUGUCCGGCGGGCCGGCCUGGACGUCUCCAACGCCACCUUCUGCGCGGCGAGUUCGACCAGCUGCGAGACUUACCCAUCUUUGAGAGCAACUUCGUGCAGGUGACCCGGUUAGGAGAAGUUGCCAACAAGGUAACCAUGGGGGUGGCAGCCUCCAGCCGAGCCCUGGAACUCCCAGACCUGUUGCUGCUGGCGCGCCCUGCCAAGGAGAACGGACGCCUGCAGCUCUCUGGUCUGUUCCCCUUGCAGUUCGUUCAGCUCUUCGUCCACGACGAAAGGCACUGUCAGCUCAAGGUCAAGUUUCAAAACGGCCGUGCCUUCUACCUGCGGCUUCGGGGUUCGCUCAAGACCCGCGACCGCAAGUUCGGCCAGUGGGUGCGGCUGCUGUACCGCCUGCGCUUCCACUCGGCCCAGGGAGCCGAACCCUUCACGCAGGAGUUCUCGAGGGCUGACACCGGGGCCGAGGACGACGAGGACGAGGACGACGACGAGGACGAGGACGACGAGGAUGACAACGUAGAGGAUCUAACUUAGGGGGAGGAGCCUCGAGCCGUGGAAGCCAGACUGCACUCCCAGGCCUCUUAACUGUGGGGACGCUGAAUCCUCCGACACCCUGUGAAGUCUCCAAAGAGCCAGAGAGCUAAGGACCCUUCUUCGG